CGCAGAAGACGUACAAGCCAAAGUUUGACAUGGACAAAUACACAAGACCCCAAACCGGCGCACCUAAGUCUCAUGACGCAUACGUAUACACAUCACAUGAAUCAGCCAAUCAGUCAGUCGGUCUUGUGCUGGGCGUCUGCCUUGCCCUUGGCCCCCUUCCUCUUGCCGCGAUAGUUGGCGAUGUUCUCGGCACGCUGCUCCUGAACGGUGAAAAGAACACCACACAGACAGACAGGCACCCAUACAGGUGAGCACACUGGCUGCCUGGCUGCCGGGUUGCUUUUUGUGUCUGCGAGUCUACCUACCUGUCGUUCCUUCUUGCCCUCCUCCACGGCCUUGUUGCGGUCAGCCCUGAACGCACACACACAGACAGACAGACAGACAGACAUGCCAUUUUGAGCAUCGCUCGGCAGAGGUCCUGGUCAUCGUGCCACCAAUUGAGGAAGUCCAACGCCGACAAGCAGUCCAACAGAUUCUUGCACACAUGCGACAAGGGAAAGACGGCAGCGCGCAAUCGGUACCUCUCGCGUGACACUUCUCAGCAUGUCAUUCCUCGUCUGCAGCACCCGGCAGCACUGUGCGCUCAGCCGACUGCUGGAAACCGCCGUCCAGCAACUGCAGCACAUGCAGUGUGUUUCUCGGUUCCUUACGGCUUGGAAGAAGGUGUAUUGCUGCGGCACGGCCUCCGAUAUGGUCAGAGUGUCCUCAGAGCCCUCGAACUUGACCGAGAUGGGCUGACUCGCAGAUGACGCCGACAGAGAUGCUGCAACACCUGACUCCAAUUACGCGCCAGCAGGCCUCCACUGCCCCUCAAAGGCUCAAAGCAGAAACGAAAUUGCCAGCCGCACUCGGGUGCGUAGGGUUGGCCGUGUAACGUUUGGCAAGAGAAGCCGAACGGGGGUGGCGGCCAUCAUGAUUUCUGGGCUCGAACAGAAGCAUUCGUGUCAG
Messenger RNA from Vitrella brassicaformis, 948 nucleotides. NCBI's taxonomy places the organism in Eukaryota, Vitrellaceae. The record is from the annotation of a GenBank genome assembly.